Messenger RNA from Paralichthys olivaceus (Japanese flounder), 2072 nucleotides. RefSeq names its product retinol dehydrogenase 12. The record is from RefSeq and is a predicted model, not a curated record. NCBI's taxonomy places the organism in Eukaryota, Metazoa, Chordata, Actinopteri, Pleuronectiformes, Paralichthyidae.
GAGAGAAGGAGCGUGUCUAGUUCAUUUCCUGCUCAGGUCGUGAGGUGGAUGGUUUUUACUUAUUAAUUUUUUCCUCUGGCUCUUCAGGAAGAAUGUACCACAGUGUGUGCUGUAAUCGCUGGUCUUCUGACGAGAGGCUGGAGGGAAAAACAGUCAUCAUCACCGGAGCCAACACCGGCAUUGGCAAAGAAACAGCCAGGGACCUGGCGAGAAGAGGUGCACGCAUCGUGAUGGCGUGCAGGGACCUGGAGAGAGCAGAGGAGGCGCGGACAGACAUUUUGGAAGACACUGGAAACGAGAACAUCGUCAUCAGGAAACUGGAUCUGUCCGACACCAAGUCCAUCAGAGCAUUCGCUGAACUCAUAAUCAAAGAGGAGAAGCAAGUGAAUAUCCUGAUAAACAACGCAGGCAUCAUGAUGUGUCCCUACUCCAAGACUGCAGACGGCUUUGAGCUGCAGUUGGGAGUCAAUCACUUGGGUCACUUCCUGCUCACUCACCUGCUGCUGGACCUCAUCAAACGUUCAGCUCCGGCCCGUAUCGUGGUCGUGGCGUCGGUGGCCCACACCUGGACGGGGCUUCGACUGGAUGACAUCAACAGCGAGAGGAGUUAUGACACCAUGAAGGCAUACGGACAGAGCAAGCUGGCCAACGUCCUGUUCGCACGUUCACUGGCCAAACAGUUACAUGGAACAGGGGUGAGCGUGUUCUCUCUGCACCCGGGGGUGGUGCAGUCCGACCUGUGGAGGCACCAGCACCAGUGCAUCCAGGUGGCCGUGAAGAUUUUCCGGAUUUUCACCAAGACGACAGUGGAGGGAGCUCAGACCACCAUCUACUGCGCCGUGGAGCCCGGCCUGGAGAGUCAGAGCGGGGGGUACUUCAGUGACUGUGCCCCUGCACGCUGCUCCAGGGCGGCCUCCGAUGACGACUUAGCCCAGAAACUGUGGGAAAUCAGCUGCAACAUACUUGGCAUCACCUGGCAGUGAACAAUGGGAAAUUAACUGUGUAGUGGAGGACGUUGUAUGUUAAGUGUGAAUUUCAUCUUUAAAAAAACAAACAGCACUAUUAAGCACUUAAAGAGGCAUUGUUGUUUCUGUUACUGUUGUGAAAAUGAUGUAUUUUAAUAACUGGAAGUACAAUAUGGUCCAAAUAUGACUGAAGCCUUAUUUUAUACAUAAUGGAAAGAAUCUUAUGUUUAGUCAAAUUACAUUGAUCAAACAGGGUUUCAUGUUUUACCCAUAUUGUCAGAUUGUUUUUCUACUCAGUAGAAUAUUGAAGAAAUCAUUUUGAAUUAUCUUUUCACGAUACGUUUGCUAGUUUAUAUGGUUAUUCUCUGUUAAGUUGAUUUUGUUUCUGUGUUGCAGAUGCUGCUCUAGUUUGCGAAGAUGUUAGCUUUGCUUUUGACGACACAUCAUGAAAUUCUUUCUUACUUAUUUCCCAAACAUUCAGUUUGCAGAGUCCUGUGGAACAAAGUGUUUUUUGGCACUGAUGAGAACAAUUUGGCUCCAAACAGUCUCGAAAAGUCUUUUUUAAAAGUAACAUGUGAAUGAAGUAAUGCACUUACUGUAGAUGGCAAUAGGAAAAGGUUUACCUUGUUCUUUUGUGGCACUUAAAGUGUCAGAAUGUCAUUUUAAUGAGUAGUGGGUGGCACUGGGUGGCCUCACCUCCCUUGCUUCUGGGUUCAAACCAUCCAGACAGCCCAGGCCUUUUGUUCGUUUCCAUAUUCUCCUCGUGCCUGCGCGGCUUUCCUGUGAGUACUCUGGCUUCUUUCCACAGUCUGAAAACAUGCAGGUUUGGUUAACUGGAGUCAUUGGAGGUUAAAUGGUCCGUAGGUGUCAAUGUGAGCCUGGAUAGUUGUUUGGUUCUCAGCCCUGUGGUCGUCUGGUGAUCUGUCCAGGAUGUACAGCUCCUGUCUGAUGUCAGCUGGGAUCGGCUCCAGGAUGAGCGGUUACAACUGUUUCACUACAUUUUCUUCUGUGAUAUCAGAGGUCUUUCCUGUUGCGGUAACAGUUGUAACCACAAUAUGGUUACAUGUGGUUAUAAUGUCAAGGUGCUAGGAAAGCCUCUGACGAUGC